Leucoraja erinaceus (little skate) is the source of this 4896-nucleotide messenger RNA. RefSeq names its product SH3 domain containing ring finger 1 (gene sh3rf1). Gene Ontology annotation, molecular function: protein binding. The coding region runs from base 356 to 2998 and encodes 880 amino acids. Lineage: Eukaryota; Metazoa; Chordata; Chondrichthyes; Rajiformes; Rajidae. The record is from RefSeq and is a predicted model, not a curated record. The transcript has 12 exons.
AGCGGUUGUGCGCGAGCGAGCGCGUCUCCACCGCGUCCGCGUCCUGCGCGCUCCACCGGCAGCGGCCCCGCAGCGGGAACCCGCGCAGACAAACCGGACCCGCACCCGCACCAACCGAUCAACCGGACCCUGCACCGCUCCCCCCCUGCACCCACCCGGGGAGGCAGCCGAGGACGGGAGGAGGAGGAGGAGGCGGAACAGCUAAUUAAACAGUUGCUUGAAGGGAAUGGAUGCGACAUGAUCAAGCUUGACUGGAGAUCAAAUUAUUUAUCAUUCAGCGAAACCUUUCUUGUGAUGAGUUUGUUUCUUUGGAGGCCUGUACCGAGUUGAAGGUUUGGAAGCAGAAAGGCAGGGAAUGGAUGAGUCGGUGCUGCUGGACUUGCUGGAGUGUCCCGUGUGCUUGGAGCGGCUGGACGCCACGGCCAAGGUGCUGCCGUGCCAGCACACCUUCUGCCGUCGCUGCCUGCAGGGGAUUCUGAGCUCCAGGAGUGAACUGCGCUGCCCGGAGUGCCGGACACUGGUGGACUGCGGGGUGGACGAGCUCCCGACUAACAUCCUGCUGGUUCGCUUGCUUGACGGCAUCAAGCACCGGCCGAGGAGGUCCGGCAACAGCGGCGUGAACGGCAAUAACAAUGUCAAUGGUACCACCAGAGUACAAAGCAACGGGGUCGUCUCUGCCAACUGCAGCAUUGCGUUGCGGGAUCUUCAGGGCACACACCGGGUGCAGGCACGUAGCCCUCCAGUCAGGGGUAUACCUCAACUACCGUGUGCCAAAGCUCUCUACAACUAUGAAGGAAAGGAGCCUGGUGAUCUCAAGUUCAAUAAAGGUGACGUUAUUAUCCUACGAAGACAAGUGGAUGAGAAUUGGUAUCAUGGGGAAGUCAAUGGUGUCCAUGGAUUUUUCCCCACCAAUUUUGUUCAGAUCAUUAAAUCGUUACCUCAGCCUCCGCCACAGUGCAAAGCACUUUAUGACUUUGAAGUGAAAGACAAGGAGGCAGACAAAGACUGCUUACCUUUCUCAAAGGAUGAUAUCUUGACAGUGAUACGCAGAGUGGAUGAAAACUGGGCUGAAGGAAUGUUGGGAGACAAGAUAGGAAUAUUCCCCAUUUCAUAUGUUGAGUUCAACUCAACAGCAAAGCAGUUGAUUCAGCUGGACAAACCUUCAGCCUCCCCGGCAGGAGGUGGCGAUUCAGGAGAAGGAAGCAGCAAUGCCUCGGGGGCAACUCAGAGCAACACUGGCCAGAAGCCCGCAGACAUCACCAAGAAGAACACCAAAAAACGGCAUUCGUUCACCUCACUCACCAUGUCCAACAAAGCAUCCCAGUCGUCUCAAAACCGCCACUCCAUGGAGAUCAGCCCCCCUGUCCUGAUAAGCUCCAGUAACCCGACUGCUGCCGCUCGCAUUAGUGAGUUGGGUGGACUCUCCUGCAGUGCUCCUUCUCAGGUCCACAUCAGCACUACUGGUUUAAUAGUCACACCACCACCCAGCAGUCCUGUCAAUACAGUACCUCCUUGUGCCUUCCCUCCAGAAGGCACCUACUCAGUUGCUCCCGGGGAGAACCACCCACCACCGCCACCUCCACCUCCUUCGAACGCUACUGUUACGACAUGUGCUUCAAGUUCCCCACGACCAUCUGUGGGAUCUGUGGACCAAGUGGCACAUCCAAGGCCUCAAGUGCGGCCAAAUAUGUAUGUUGCUUUGUAUCCUUACACACCACGGAAGGAAGAUGAGCUUGAGUUGCGAAAGGGUGAGGUAUUUCUGGUGCUUGAGCGUUGUCAAGAUGGAUGGUUCAAGGGAACGUCAAUGCACACAGGCAAAAUCGGUGUUUUUCCUGGGAACUACAUGGCUCCAGUAACAAGAACGCCUCCCGGAACAGGACAGUCAAAGUUGUCAGCAGUAGUAACUGCGCAGGUUGGGCGAGGUGUCACCACAGUUGUGCCUUUGCCGGCAGUAGUGUCUCAAUCCAAAAGCCCAGGAAAUGGCGUGGACUUCAGCAGACCCAUCAGUCCGACGCCUCCGCUCCCCACUGCAGUGAUAUCUGCAGCGCAUAUCCAGGCCACUAACCCACAGGCCAAAGUUCUGAUGCACAUGACUGGUCAAAUGACGGUGAACCAGGCUCGCAAUGCAGUUCGAACAGCCGUGGCCCAGGGCCAGGAGAGGCCGAUGGCCGCAGUGACCCCCAUGCAAACGCACAGCCCGGCCUCCACCAUCUCCACAACACCGGUUGCUCACCAUCAGACCGUCUCCUUGCAGCACACGCAGCAGGGCCUGCAGACCAUCCCUCCCUUCACAGUGGUCACAGCUCCCACCGCAGCCAGGAUGGGCGUGGUGCUCACCUCCGCCGCCUCCGCCAUCACUCCUCCCAAUGUCAGUGCCACCGCCCUAGAGGGAGAGCAGUUGGGGGUUGCCACUUGCGUUAUUCCAGCAGGCCCUGCUGCCGCUCCCCCCACAGCCACCGCCCCAUGCAAACUUGAGAAGGAGAGCAGAGAAAAGAAGGAAAAGAAAGGUUUCCUGAAACUCCUGUCUGGCGCGUCUACAAAGCGAAAGUCUCGACCCUCGCCUCCGUCCUCGCCCACGUUAGAGUCUGAACAGGCGGCUUCAGAGACAUUGCUGCAGGGAGCUGUGGGUCCAGACGUCUCUUCCAGUGUGAGCCACAGCAGAGCUGGGUCCUGCCCAGUGGACACGGAAACUAUCGGAGCAAUGUUCGAAACUCUCCACCGCAAGACCGCUUCUUUGGAUUCUGGCGUGCCCAUUGCCCCUCCUCCAAGGCAGCCCUGUUCAUCCAUGGGUUCAGUUCAGCUGGAAUCCAAGGCUAUACCCUGUGAAAGGUACAGAGUGGUCGUGUCCUACCCUCCGCAGAGCGAGGCUGAGCUGGAACUGAAGGAUGGUGACAUUGUAUUCGUGCACAAGAAGCGCGAGGAUGGUUGGUUCAAGGGGACCCUGCAGCGGAACGGGAAAACCGGCCUCUUCCCUGGCAGCUUUGUGGAGAGCAUCUGAGCCCGCCCGCUUAACAAAGCGCUCGCAUGCCACCAACACCCACCACGUUAGUAGAGCACACUCGCCAGUGCAAAACACCAACCAUCUCGCAAAAUAUUCCACGUCGGCAGCAGUAGUGCUUUAUAACUGCAGAAGGCACCGGCUGUUCGGACUUUUUACUUUUGAGUUUCCAGGCGUACAAGACCAGCGGUGACUGUGCGUGCCGGGAGUCAUUCACUGGAGAGCAGUUUGUGAGCUUCAUUACACUCCAGUCCUUAAAAGACACAAAGUGAUGGAGUAACUCAGCAGGUCAGUCAGGCAGCAUCUCUGGAGAAUAUGGAUCUGUGACUUUUCGGAUCGUGACCGAUAAGUUACCCCAGCACUUUGUCUUUUUUUUGUAAAGCUGCUGCAGUUCCUUGUGCCUCUAGUCCAGUCUAUGCCAGUCACCGCAACAGACUCUGUCAUCCGCUGUUUCUUCAUGGAAUCAAGGCAGCCACCCUACGCGCUGCCACUCGGAUCAAAUUCAACUGUUUACAACAAAGCUGUAAUUAAGACAAAACUUUGUAACUUAUUGGAUUAGAUUUUUUUAAUAGUCUUUUGAUCAUCAUGUAAAGUGAAAGUUCUAUAAUGUCAAGUGUUGAGAGUUGUGAUAAUUUAUAAGUGUUAUCUUCUGAGAGGGGGAGCUGGAUUUUCUCCUCGUGGUUCAGUUUGGCGUAGUACCUCUUCUACACAAAACACUCCCAUUUUAUCUACGUUGCUGAUUUGAGUAACUCUACAAGGAGCGUGUGUGUGGUGGGUGCAAGUGAAGCAGUUGUGUAGAUGGGACUCAGCGUCAGCCUGUCGUGCAAGUUUGUGACCCGGAUCAUUGUUCAGAUGGCACCAUGACGUUAGGGAAACCGCAAGCGGUAAUCCGAGUCGAUGGUGUAAGACCAGACUUUUUUUUAAUGAAAGCGAGGAAUCCUCCGCUCUGCAAAAUCCUUAAAUCCUCAACAGUGCAAAGCAUGCUGAUAGUGACCAAAGCCACCGAUUUGUGGCUCGCUCGAGAAAAAUGGACGGAAUGGAAAAUUGCAGUCGCCAAAACACUGUAAAAAUGUUGGGCAGCCUGGUUAGAUUACACUAUGGCUUAGACGCGGUAAAUCCAUUACUCACGGCCCUUCCCUUGACAAUGUGCAUGUUACGUAUAUUCAACAUGCCUAUAAUUGACUGUCGGAGGUUCAGCUCAGAAGGUUUGUAGUUGGAAAUCUCAGUCCCUCUUUGGGUGAUUUUUAAAAUAAUAUCUCUGAUUAGAAUCUUUACGUAAUCUUGGGGCCAACAUCCAUCUACAAAUCUACCUAGUUUUGGAUUUAAGUCUCACCUCGCAUCUUUUACCUCACCAACCGUAAACCUGCAGCGUAGCACUGGGGAGGAGCAAGGACUUGUCAAGAGUUUUAUUGUCAUCUGUCCCGAAAUGGAACAGUGACAUUCUAGUAUCAUGGUGGUACUCUUUCCAUUGUGUUGAGGCCAAGGUUUAAGGCAAGUAGGACCUUUCAUGAAGCCUCCACCAGGCUCCAUUAAACAUGCUGCACCCUUAUGUGCGUGGAGCCAACCAUUCUUUUAAAUCUUUUAGGCCUGCAUAGUAAAAAAAAACUGUGCACUUGAAUGAAAUGAGAUGAGUAAUUGUUGCAUAUCUAACUGGAUUAUUCUAUUUAAAUGUCUGAUAUCAUCUGAGUUAGGGGGCUGAUGGUCAGUAUUUCCUAUCGCAGAUUGAAACCAAUGUUGAUGAAUCUGGCGUUGGAACCAAUACUCUACAAAAACUAUAUGGGAGCAAUUAAUGCAAACCCAGAACCCGGAAUGUAGGAUUUUUCAAAACUACAACAUAAGCUAAUGGCUUUGUCUUGACAUGUCUAGCUCAUCAAUAAAGCACAGCCACUUAGUAUCUA